AUGAGAAGCAAAUCCAUCUUAGCUGGUGCCGUUAAUGUUCCAAUUGAACCAACAUCAAAUGUUGACUCACGAACGACAAACAAUAUUGUCAUAAAGAACUAUAGUUCGGAGUGUUUGAAAGAAAAAGAACCAGAACUUAAAUCGGGACCUUCGGUCUUGGAGCAUGGCGCCGUGAAUUUAAACACAGCUUCAAACGCUAACGCUACAUCAGAUGUUAAGUUAGAGUAUCCACCACUGGACCAAGUUCUUUCAAGAGAAGCCAACGACAACCCUUACACAAAUGUUCAAACAAAUCCUUCAGAUAACGUAGACCAUUACCUUCUUCAGUUAUACCAAACAAUUUUACUCAAAGACGAUAAGAAGCUUUUGACAAAUCUUAUAAGUAAGAACCAAAUAAUUCUAACAAAGGAGGACCUUGAAAAUGUUAUCUCACGAAUAACAGGGAAACAAUGUGUCAUUGACUAUCUCGACCCUGAAAUCGAAUGCUGUGGUCAAACUCCACUAUUCAUGAAAAUAG
Messenger RNA from Trichomonas vaginalis G3, 517 nucleotides. RefSeq lists its product as uncharacterized. The record is from RefSeq and is a predicted model, not a curated record. The annotation marks the transcript as partial. Lineage: Eukaryota; Parabasalia; Trichomonadida; Trichomonadidae. The transcript has a single exon.